UUUGCUUGCUGUUAGGAAGUUACGAGAAAAAAACUUCAUUGGCGAAGCUCCGAAAGCUUGAAGAUUAAUCCUUCCGACUAUCGAACUUUGCAACAACUGUUCUGACAAGACUUGGAAAGAGUGAAUUUCUAGUGGCGAAGUCAAGGAUGAAGUGCUGGAGCGAACCUUGAAUUUGGCUUUGGCUUUGAAGGGACCUUGUGAGCAGCUUUCUCGGAGAUCAGUGCAUGAUUGGCACAGUUGUGGCUUCGCUUCCAGCUUACUGGUUUCCCAUUCGGAUAUAACUUGUUCCAUCCUCAGUUGGGAUCGAUAACACUCAGAUCGCGAAAAGCAGCCGCAGAGUAGCGUCAGCGUGCUCCCGGUACUCGCAAACUCCGCUCUCGUCGAUCAAGUUGUCCUUCAGGUACCAAGCAUUCCGCUUCUUCUAAUCAGUUACAGAACCUUAGUGCCGAACUGGACGAUGGUAAUCGAUUCUGAAGCAUUUCAGAUGUGAGGUCGGCAAUUUAACCAGCGAAAUGUUGAAUAGACCUCAGGGCUAGCAAGGAUUUGGGGAGGAUCCAAGAGCUCGGUAGAAGGAGCUUCGACGUUGAGUAACAAUACGAGCGCGAUUGAGAUUUGAAGGAUGGCCUCCAGGAUUGCUUCGCUCUGUGGCGUACUUGCCACAGUGUUUGUUAUCUACCUGAUCGCCCCUACUGAAGGAAAGCCCUUCCCAGCACCGGAUUUGAAGCUGUGCAGUUAUGCUUUCAAUUCUACGGAGGGAUGCUGCACCCUGCCUGCUCCCCCCGGCCCCGUCAAAAAAUUCGACUUCAAACCCAGGCUGCCGAUGCGAGUCCGCCAGGCUGCACACUUGGUGGACGACGCCUACAUUGCCAAGUACCAGAAAGCGGUGGAGCUGAUGCGAGCACUACCUGAGACAGAUGGAAGGUCAUUCACAGCUCAGUACCGUCUCCACUGCGCUUACUGCAACAAUCAUCUCCACUUCCCGGAGAACGAGUACCCUCUGGAAAUUCACCAGACCUGGCUGUUCCUCCCAUGGCAUCGCUUGUACCUCUACUUCCACGAGAGAAUCCUCGCCAAGCUCAUCGGCGACGACACAUUCGCUCUGCCAUACUGGAACUGGGAUAACCAGGACAGCACGCAAAACCCCCUCCCUAACAUCUUCCCCAAAGUCUACCAGGACAAUAACACCUACUUCGCAAAUCCCAUCAACAAGACAUCGCCAUUGUUUGACCCUCUGCGCAACGCAUGCGCUACUCAAUCCGUUCCCCCCCGCUUGGUCGAAUUCCAAGACGUGGUCGGAAUUCCAUGCAUCCCAAAGAACCCCGAAGCGGUUCGCCUCGAAAACGCUCACUUGCUCUGGACACAAUUUUUGUCCGGCGGGCCAACACCCUUGACAUUCCACGGGGCACCCUAUAGGUUCGGAGACUACGGCGGCGUGGGCAUGGGCACCCUGGAAGCGAGGCCACACGGGCCCGUCCACAUCUGGACCAACGUAAUCAAGAUGUCCACCAACAAGGACUCCGCCUCCGACCCCAUCUUCUUCUCUCACCACGCCAACGUGGAUCGCCUGUGGGAGAUGUGGAAGACGCUCCCCGGCAAAUACCGCAAGGACAUCUCGGAUCCCGAUUACCUCAACACGGAAUUCACGUUCUACGACGAGGAUGGCGAGCAAGUGUCCGUCUGCGUGAAGCAAGCUCUAGAUCUCGACUUAUUGCGGUACAAGUACACGAAUUCAUCAGCCGACUGGGUGGAGAAUGGAGCAGUCUCGAAAGCUGCCGGUCCUCAGUGGAAACAUUGCAACCCGAAUGCGACAGCAGCAGACGACGAUGCUCUGAUCGCGGCCACCCCCGCGUUCAAUGGCUUCUUGUUCGUGAAGUCGGCUCCAACGACAUUCAAACUGAAGAGGGAACCAUACAGGUCAGAACUGCACGGCGAGGAAUUGCUGGAGCUGAAGGGGAAAUUGGACUGGCACCAGCGCCAUCUUCAGAACAUCUUCGUGUUCCUGCCCAACUCCACGUACGAGACCACCUCCAUCGGGUGCCUAGAAUUCAUCGGCAACAUGUUCUCGUUCCCGCAUCCCGGCAUGUCGCCCGAUCUACAACCUGAACUCACGUUCCGGUUCGGAAUCAGGCGCAAGCUAGAAGUCAUGGGCAGAGCAAAUCUCACGGAGAUUGUGAUUACAAUGGUGGGCGAGAAUGCGGCGCCGCCAUUCAUCGCGGGCGAGGCAGGAUUCAAUCUCACCAGUGCAAAGAUCGUCUACUCCAAAAACUAGACGGGUCCAUCGACCGAUAGAUCGAUCGGUUGAUUGAUUGAUUGAUUGAUUGAUUGAUUGAUUGUGUACCGUGUUCUUCCUCGUGGACGUUCAUCUCAUUUCAUUGCAUUACAUUUCCAAAUCAAAUCAUUUAGUGUACUAGCGAGUGAAUUCUCGAUUGCUUCCACGACGCGGUGCCUGCAGGUCUCAGUUCGAGAGCACUAUGAAGGACUCAACCCAAAUUUUCUUCAGCAUUUCUUAGCACUUCUUCAUGUCGUGUACUUGUUUUUUUUUCUCCUCUGAACAUCAAUAAAUUUGUGAAGCUACCAUAACAAACUAUACAAGUAAA
Molecule: messenger RNA, 2597 nt
Organism: Physcomitrium patens
Lineage: Eukaryota; Viridiplantae; Streptophyta; Bryopsida; Funariales; Funariaceae
Product: polyphenol oxidase, chloroplastic
Molecular function (GO): catechol oxidase activity
Source: RefSeq, a predicted model, not a curated record